UAAGUACUGGCGACCAAGCUGCAAAAGGCAACUACGGAUUGCUUGACCAAAUCCAAGCUUUACGUUGGAUUGAAGAAAAUAUUGGAUCUUUUGGAGGAGACCCAAAAAGAGUUACUAUUUUUGGAUCUGGGGCAGGAGCUUCCUGUGUCAGUCUUCUGACACUCUCCCACUAUUCAGAAGGUUUGUUCCAAAAGGCAAUCAUACAGAGUGGAACAGCCCUGUCCAGCUGGGCAGUGAACUAUCAGCCUGCCAAGUACACUCGGAUAUUGGCAGAUAAAGUGGGCUGCGACAUGCUGGAUACCACUGAUUUGGUUGAAUGUCUUCGGAAUAAGAAUUACAAAGAACUCAUUCAACAGACCAUCACUCCAGCCACGUACCAUAUUGCCUUUGGGCCUGUGAUAGAUGGAGACGUGAUUCCAGAUGACCCACAGAUUCUAAUGGAGCAAGGGGAAUUCCUUAACUAUGAUAUAAUGCUGGGCGUGAAUCAAGGGGAAGGUUUAAAAUUCGUGGAUGGAAUUGUAGACAAUGAAGAUGGUGUUUCCCCCAAUGAUUUUGACUUUUCUGUCUCCAAUUUUGUGGACAAUCUUUAUGGUUAUCCAGAAGGGAAGGAUACACUGCGAGAGACCAUUAAAUUUAUGUACACUGACUGGGCAGACAAAGAAAACCCCGAAACAAGACGGAAGACCCUGGUUGCUCUUUUUACAGACCACCAGUGGGUUGCUCCAGCUGUAGCUACUGCUGACCUGCAUGCCCAGUAUGGAUCUCCAACAUAUUUCUAUGCAUUUUAUCACCAUUGCCAAAGUGAAAUGAAACCCAGCUGGGCUGAUUCAGCUCAUGGUGAUGAAGUCCCUUACGUGUUUGGGAUUCCUAUGAUUGGUCCCACAGAACUGUUCAACUGCAACUUUUCCAAGAAUGAUGUCAUGCUCAGUGCAGUGGUUAUGACAUACUGGACUAACUUUGCCAAAACUGGAGAUCCAAAUCAACCUGUUCCACAGGACACAAAGUUCAUCCACACAAAACCCAACCGUUUUGAAGAAGUGGCCUGGUCCAAAUACAAUCCUAAAGACCAACUUUAUCUGCAUAUUGGCCUGAAACCCCGGGUUCGUGAUCACUACCGAGCAACAAAAGUUGCUUUCUGGUUGGAGCUCGUACCACACCUUCAUAACCUGAAUGAAAUAUUUCAGUAUGUUUCCACAACAACUAAAGUCCCCCCUCCUGACAUGACCUCAUUUCCUUAUGUGACGCGACGUUCUCCUGGUAAAUUGUGGCCAGCCACCAAACGCCCAGCAAUGACACCUGCCAACAACCCCAAACAUUCAAAAGACACCCAUAAAACAGCUCCAGAAGAUACGACGGUUCUGAUAGAAAACAAGCGAGAUUACUCCACGGAGCUGAGCGUCACCAUUGCUGUGGGGGCAUCCUUGCUGUUCCUCAACAUUUUAGCUUUUGCUGCAUUGUAUUACAAGAAGGACAAGAGACGUCACGAGACUCACAGGCGCCCCAGCCCCCAGAGGAACACAACCAAUGAUAUAGCACACAUACAGAACGAAGAGAUCAUGUCAUUGCAGAUGAAGCAGCUAGAACAUGACCAUGAGUGUGAGUCGCUGCAGGCCCACGACACACUGAGACUAACCUGUCCACCUGACUACACGCUCACUUUGAGAAGGUCCCCAGAUGACAUCCCGCUAAUGACACCCAACACCAUAACUAUGAUCCCAAAUACAUUAACAGGAAUGCAGCCUUUGCAUACUUUCAACACCUUCAGUGGAGGACAAAACAGUACAAAUUUGCCCCAUGGACAUUCGACCACUAGGGUAUAGCUCAGCCCUUCCCCCUCUACCCUCACAAGCCACUUGGAAAAAAGAAAAAAAAAGAAAAAAAAAAGAAAAAAAAGAAGAGGAAAAAGUUAUAAUACCAUCCAUUGAACACCUUGUCAAAAUCUAAAGUAAAAACAAGUAAUAGAGAAGGACAGUCAUUAUUUUCUUACUGAUCCUUCCCACAGAAACUCACUGAUAUUAAAGAUCAACUACAAACCCUGUGAAAUGUGAAAAGUGUACAUUGCUGUUGCGAUACUGCUUUAAGAUCUCAGCCACUUUGAUUGAAAGUUGAGGCCAGAAGAAGUAAUUUAAAAUGGUGUUUUAAGUGUAACAAGCAAAGCAGAGUCUUCUGGAACACAGAGCCAGUGACUGUACAGGUGUUUUGUUUUGGUUUUUUAUAAUAAAUAAAAUAAUAAAAAAGAUUCUUUAUGUGCCAUACCAUGAAUGGCCAUUGAUAAAACAAAGACAUCACCAUGGGCUUUUACCCAGCAUAUGAAGCUGUAAUCCAGAUGGGGAAAAUAGAAUUUUAUUAUUAAAAACAAAAAUAAAAAAAAAGAGGAGGACUGACUAUGCAGUAAAAUACGUAUAGUUCUGCGCAAAGAGAUGACUUGCCAGCCUGAACUAUAUUUAAAGAAACUUUGUAAAAAUGUACAUAGCUGUGAGUUUAAAAACAAACCAACAACAAAAAAAGCAGCUUUUAUUGAUGUUUUCAGUUUGAAAAGAGCUUUUAGAAAGAUUGUGCAUUCGAUUGUGACCUAUGUGUAUAUACAUUAGUCAUAUCACCUCUGUUUCCUCCAAGACCAAAGGAGGAAUUCCUUCUUAAUUACUAGUGGUAAACAAAAACCAUGAGUUUUUUCUAACAUGUUUCAUUUAUAUAAGGCCAUGGUGUCAUGCAGAGGAUACAGUUGUCUGUGUGACCUGCGUAUUUUCUCUUACAGGUUACACUAAUGCAUGUUAAAGUAUUCAUAGGAGAUUGUUGUUCUUUUCUGAAACAUUUUUUCUAUAAUUUAAUUUUGUGUUAGCCUUUGUUAAAUUGCAACACAACAAUGGAUUGGAAAAUGAAGAGAAAAAAAACGCAAAAGAAAAUAGUUACUAUUUUAUACUUGUUGAACUGAACCAAGAAACAUCUAAUAAUAUAUAUUCAGAGUCCAGUUUGUAGUUCUUGGUUAUUGUGAUACCUUAGGAAGAGUUUUGUGCCCUGACAAAAGCAAUGAAAGCCUGUGUUUUGGUCAGCCUUCUCUGAGGAAAAUUAACUCUAUAUUCACCAGCAGCUGCAGUAGAAUCUCAGCUGAUAAAACACCUCCUUAGUUUUGCUAAAUGAUAUAAAACUACAAUUUGAAAGUGGGGAAAUGCAGGGUUGGUUGGCUGACUGUUUUUCAAAGUGUUCAGAAUGGUCAGUGUGUAAGGAACUUCUCAACCCAGUAUCUUGAUUUGUACUUGAGAGUGUACCUGUCACAAAAUGCUUAUUUUGCUGAUUUAUUGCACAGCAGUCCUGUAGUCAAAGAAUAUUAUGGAGAGAGAAGCAGAGAGAUCAUCAGCUGUUCUGCAUCUGAACAAAAUUGAAAAUCCCAGAGAUCAUCAGUCUCAGAAAAGGCAAAAUUAUUAGCUGGUUAUUCCUUUUGGCCCUUCCUUCACUAGAAAAGCAGAGGCCAAGCAGAGCUAUCAAACAAAGUAAUGUGACAGUUUGAUUCAAACAACUGAUUUGAAUGUGAAAAGCUAGAAAUCAGUUCACGCAGAUGAAGAUUGCUUUAUAUUUUGUCUUUGAAAGUUACUCUAUCAUUGAUAGUAACCAAAGAUCUUUAAACAAAUUGGUCUGCACUUGAACCUAAUUAUCCCAGAUGUAUUUUCUAUUAUUAUUCCACAACUACACUGCAUAAAUAUCAUCUGUCCCAUAAGUAUCUAAUACAAGAUGCCUUGUACCUCUUCUUGUUUUCUACACCUUUUGUUUUUGAAUAAAAUAUCUUGGAAUAGUUGCCCCUACAAAUAAAAUCAAAGACAAGGUGAUUCACUGAGGUCUAUUCAUCUGCACAACUCCUUGUUUUAGUAGGCAAUAAAACAAAUUCUCAAUGAAAGAAGUGAAAAGUUAAUGACACGAUAAAAAUGCAACAUGUGGCUGAUACAAUCCUUUAUCUUUAGUAAACAUACUAUAAAUCUGAUCUGGAAGCUCAGAUUGGAAUGUGAUAAAACAGCAACUUCAAAGUACAAUUAGUAGGAAAUGGAAAACUAUUUUGUUUUUUUCACUGAUCCAUUGCAUAAUAUUGAUAAAUGCUGACUCUAUACCAGGCCAUUUCCACCAAUUAUUUAAUGCCUCAGCUGAGAUGCAGCAGUUCAUAACUCUUAAAAAAAGGUUUAAAAAAAAAAGAAAAAAAAAAAAAAAAGAAAAAAAAAGGUAAUGAUGCUUGACAUCAUAAGCAGUUGGGUAUGUUUGUAAUGUGAAUUACAGUAUUUGUUUAGUACUUCCAAUUGUCUUCUGCUAGCAAUAUGUACAGUACUGUGUCAGGCUUGUGACAUUUGGGUAAAAAAAAGUUCCUGUAAGUGAAUAAUUUUAGCUUUUAAAAGUAAUUACAAUCAAGUUGAUUUAAUAAUUUGAUACAUCUGGACUGAUGUAUGAUUUAUAGAGGGAACAGAUUUAUAGGGUCUUCAUAGAAUUCUAUAAAAAUGAUAUCAAAAUAUACUUUGAAACUGUAAAAGAAAAACAAAAGUACUUUCCCAGGCUUAUAUUCUUGUCCUUAUGAGGCACACAGGGUUCAAUGGUUUCUUCUGUUAUCGUUUUGCAAUUUUUUGUUUUUUGCCUUAAGUAAUGAUAGAAGAUAUAUAUGGCUGGACACAUAUGUAUAAACUUUUCAGCAGCAUUUUUAAUAAUAAAAUAUCACGGUAUUUUCUAA
This is a messenger RNA of Manacus vitellinus (golden-collared manakin), 4702 nucleotides long. RefSeq names its product neuroligin 4 X-linked (gene NLGN4X). Gene Ontology annotation, biological process: postsynaptic membrane assembly; presynaptic membrane assembly; neuron cell-cell adhesion. The record is from RefSeq and is a predicted model, not a curated record. Lineage: Eukaryota; Metazoa; Chordata; Aves; Passeriformes; Pipridae. Gene Ontology annotation, cellular component: postsynaptic specialization membrane; cell surface; synapse. Gene Ontology annotation, molecular function: neurexin family protein binding; signaling receptor activity. The coding region runs from base 291 to 1820 and encodes 509 amino acids. The transcript has 3 exons.